Brugia malayi is the source of this 1218-nucleotide messenger RNA. RefSeq lists its product as uncharacterized. The coding region runs from base 1 to 1218 and encodes 405 amino acids. The transcript has 7 exons. The record is from RefSeq and is a predicted model, not a curated record. Gene Ontology annotation, molecular function: acyltransferase activity. Lineage: Eukaryota; Metazoa; Nematoda; Chromadorea; Rhabditida; Onchocercidae. Gene Ontology annotation, cellular component: endomembrane system.
AUGUAUUUUCUUAUACCACUUCUACCUUUAAUGUUUUUUAAUCAUACAUUAUGGAGGCGAAUAAUUGAUCGACUUAUUGGCUUUUGGAUAUUUAUGCCAUGUGGUCUUAUUGAAAUAUUUUUUGGCGCACGUGUAACCGUAUCCGGUAUGAAAAUUGAUCAUAGUGAACCGGCAUUAAUUAUAAUGAAUCAUCGAACAUGUUUAGAUUGGUUAUUUUUUUGGAAUGCUUUAAUUCGAAUAGAUCCUUGGCUUUUAACUUCACAAAAAAUAUCUUUAAAAGCAAUAGUACGUCAUUUACCUGGUGCUGGUUGGGCUAUGGCAUCAAAUGCUUAUUUAUUUCUAACACGACGUUUUGACAAAGAUCAAGCACAUAUUGAAGAGAUGAUCGAAUAUUAUGCUAAUUCAAAACAUGCUUAUCAGUUGCUUCUUUUUCCUGAAGGAACUGAUAAAGAUUUUGGAGCAACUGAAAGAAGUCGACGAUAUGCUCUAAAACAAGGUUUAAUUCAUUAUAAUUAUGUGCUUCAUCCUCGAACGACAGGAUUUAUAGCAUUGCUAAGAAAAAUGCGACAAGUAGGAUAUAUAAAAACUAUAUAUGAUGUAACAGUUGCAUAUGCUGAUACAAUUGUACAAUCUGAAUUUGAACUAUUCUCGAAUGGUUCAUGUCCAAAGAAUAUUCAUUUUUAUGUGAGUAAAAUUGAUAUCAAUAAUUUACCUAAAAAUGAUGAUCAAUUAACUGCACAAUGGCUUACAAAUUGUUGGAAAGCAAAAGAGGAAAAACUUGCACAAUUUUAUCAUUCUGACGAUGCACAAUAUCGAACUUUUAAAAUUGAUUCAAAUUAUGAUAAAAUUUUUGGUCUAACAGCUAAAUCUAUUAUGGUUUAUGGUGCUGUUGUAAUAUUUUGGGUAUUUACAUCAAUAUUUUUAAUAUAUGCAUUCUUCUCUUAUCCUUCACAAUAUUUAUUAGUAAUAUUGACAGUUGCAAUUUUUUUUGGUUCUCAAUUUUUAUUUGGUGGCUUUGAACAUGUUGCAAUUCAAGUGGCUAAAUAUACUUCACAUUAUACUCAUAGGUAUGAAAAGACAAAACAGGAACAUAUAGCAUUAUCAUCAGGCCUUUCAUUAUCAUCAUCAUCAUCACCAUCGUUGUUAUCAUCAUUAUCAUCGUCAUCAUCAUCAUCAUCAUCAUCACUAUUAUUAUCUGAAGAAUUGCUCAAAAAAUAA